AUGAUGUUCUUAUGGCGAAGUGUCGCCAGGAGCCGAGGUCUUCGGCGUCUCCGGGUCAUGCGGCGACGACGCAGACGCAGGCAAGACCGUGCGGUGGCCAAGCUGUGGAAAUCGCGCAGCCAGUUGUGGCAUUUGCCGCGGGCAUGUCGCCGGGUCGAGGAUUUGCUGUACUGGAAGGCAUUCCUGCAGAAGGUUGUUCACAAGAUCGACUUACGACUGCAGGUGCCAAUGAAAGAGUCACUCUCGAGGCCGAAGCCAGGACUUAUGUUGCGGGAGGAGCAGCGCAUCGCCUUGGCUAACGGGCUGGAUGAGCAGCUCCUGGCAAAGCAACCCGAGGAGGUGCUAUGCAUCCGCUUCGGGGCUGAGCUGACACGACGGCACCUGUCAUGCCUUCUGCCCGACCAAUGGCUCAACGACGAGGCACCGGUUCAGGCGGUUUAG
This is a messenger RNA of Symbiodinium natans, 441 nucleotides long. The record is from the annotation of a GenBank genome assembly. NCBI's taxonomy places the organism in Eukaryota, Dinophyceae, Suessiales, Symbiodiniaceae.